GGCCGAUUUCCGGUUGCAUUUGAUGGGCCGGCUUUUCAAAGCCUAAGUAUUGCGCCAGGUUUUGCUAAUAAAUAAAGGCUUUUGUCUCGUCAACACGAUAGUUGGUACAGACAUUUCAUUGAAAGUGGUCAUCGGCUGUUUGGACUUAUCCAUGAUUUAAAAAUCAUUCUGUGAAAAUUUGUGAUAAUUUUAUAAGUGUUAUCUUUUUUUAAAAAACUAACAGUAAAUUUCAAUAAACCUAUUAUACGAAUAUAAGAAAAAAUGAAGAUGAAGCGAGAAAAUAACGAUGAUGGCCCACAUGUCGAUAAGCGUAGUCGACGCAAUGAUGACCAAAUACGUAUCCUCAUACCUAGUAAUAUUGCUGGUGCUGUCAUUGGAAAAGGGGGACAGCAUAUUCAAAAAAUGCGCACUCAGUAUAAAGCCACUGUAUCUGUCGACGAUUCUCAAGGCCCCGAACGGUAAACACUUAUCCAUUAAAAUAUUUUAGAUUCCUUUUAUCUAAAUCGAAGAUUGUGAAAUAUCAAAGUAAUAUAUGUACUUUAUCAGAACUUUAGACCUAGGUAAUAUUUAUGUUUUAACUUUUUGGUUUUUCCGUUACAAAAUUCCGUAUGUCGUAUAUCGUACAUUCGCAUUUCGUAUUUUUUAACAUACUUGCACUCUAAUCUCGUAAUGGAUUAAUUUCUCUUAUCUUAUGCUAAAUUCUUUCUUACAUUUUUAAAUAAAAAAACGACGUGCGUCUAUAGGUAGCAAAGUUAAAAGUAUUUGUGACAUGUAUGAACAAUUUAUGCGUAUAUACUUACUAUAACUUAUCGUACACACAGUACGUUAGUCGAUUUAAUCAACAAAAGUAGUAAUUAAUUACUUGUAAAAAAGCAAUCACCAUCCAUAUAAAUUCCAAAUUUCUGAAUAAAUAUUUUGCCUUUCCUAAUGAUUAUGUGCUGUUUUUGCAGAGAUUUUUAAAGAUCACCUCUGCUCUUUGGAACUUGAAUAACUUACCAUAAACCACACCGAAAAUAAAAACAAGUUAACUUGGCAAACCUCUUAUUAUUUAAGUAUAAUGCUAAUACAUAUUUAAACUGAACUACGAAUUCAUGAAAGCUCAUCUAACUUUUACAUUUAGCUAUUUUUCAAUAAUUCUGGUUUAACUUAGUUUUAUUUUUUCAGCGUCAUGCAUUAAUUUUUAUUUGUACCAAAAUUUGCUCCAUCUUUCUAUAACAACUCGACCACGAAUUGACACCUCUGUAUCUUCAUUUGGCCCGAGUUAAAUCUUCGUGUACAUUUAUCUGCCCAAACCACUGUGUGGUGCAAACAAAAACAUACGAAACUAUGAUCCACCAAGAUAAAUGGCCAGCAGUAAUUGUGCUGCAUGUACUUACACAUAUUGAUGCUUGCAUUCAAUACCAUUUAUUUUUAAAUUUAUGUAUGUGCGUUCGUAUAUUAUUAAUAAAUUUAUUGCACAAUGCAUUCAUUAACAAUCGGUAUUGGAGUAAUUGUAAAGAUUUAUUUUGGGAAAUCGAUCAACGGCUCAUUAUAAUACUUAUUUGUGAAAUUUAUUAAUCUUCAUAACCAACAUUUUUUAAUAUUAACCAAUCAACCAGUGCCAUUGUCGAUAGUAUUAAUGUUGUAUUCAUUAGGAGUUUGUGUCGGUUUGCCAACUAUUAUGAACAUUUACAUUCCUUAAACAAGUCUAUAAAUUUUGAGAUUUUGUAACAAGCAAUGGUAUAACAUAAUUCCGGUCUUUAGCUAAAUAAAGUCUGAAGAUAAUUGCUGAACGCCGCGCAUAUAUAGAAGAUAAACUGUAUCUUAUUUAUCAAAUAAAUUUACUCCUUUUCUUUCGAUUUUCUAAUAGCACCAUAUUGAUAUCAUCUGAUCUUGAGGCAACACUGCAAAUUGUAACCGAGAUGUUAAAAUAUUUCGAAGAGCGUGAUGAUGAGGUCGACGUACGCUUACUGAUUCAUCAAAGUCUUGCUGGAUGUAUUAUCGGCAAAGGUGGCCAAAAAAUUAAGGAAAUUCGAGAUAAAAUUGGAUGUCGUAUUUUGAAAGUGUUCUCGAAUGUUGCCCCACAAAGCACAGACCGAGUAGUACAGACCGUCGGAAAGCAAUCGCAGGUGAUUGAAGCUAUAAGGGAGGUGAUUACGUUGACGCGUGAGACGCCUAUUAAGGGUCCAGUACAUAAUUAUGAUCCCACCAAUUUCGAUCGUAUGUACGCCGAUGCAUAUGGUGGUUAUGGAUCCGGCGGUGGCGGAAACGGUGGUGGUAACAACCGUCCAUCGCGUGGUGGUCGCGGAGGUGGCGGCGGCGGAGGCGGUGGUAUAGGUAAUGGUGGUGGCGGUAAUUUUGGCAACGAUCGUGGUGGACGUAAUGACCGCAGCCGCAGCGGUGGCCGACGUGACAACCCAUUUAUUAAUCCAUGGGCUAAUGAUGAUGGUUUCGGAAGCAAUAACGGUGGUGGUAAUUUCGGUGGCGGUAACUUUGGCGGUGGCUUCGGUGGAGGAAAUUUCGGUGGUAAUGGCGGUGGAGGAUUUGGAGGAAAUAACGGUCCAUCAGGUGGCAGUUUCGGGGGCAAUGGCGGUGGGUUUGGUCCCGGAAAUCAAGGCAACUUCGGUGGUGGUAACCCAGGAGGCGGUUUUGGUGGCAAUCAAAUGAAUAGUGGUGGAAACUUCGGUGGUGGCAUGAAUCAAGGCGGUGGGUUUGGUGGACCAAUCAAUAAUAAUGGAAUGGGAUCUGUUGGUGGUGGUAUGGGAUCUGCCGGUGCUGGCGGCUUCGGGCCUGGCCCAAACAAUAAUGGGCCUAAUGGUGGCAAUUCGGGAAAUCUACCAAAUGGCCAUGAUCCCAAAAACAGUACGCAGGUUACAAUUCCAAAAGAUUUGGCUGGUGCUAUCAUUGGAAAAGGAGGUGGCCGUAUCCGACGCAUUCGCAAUGAGUCUGGUGCCUAUAUUACAAUUGAUGAACCAUUGCCAGGAUCAACUGAUCGUAUUAUUACCAUUUCCGGUAACCCAAAACAAAUCCAAAUGGCCCAGUAUCUUUUACAACAGAGGUUGGUGUCCAACACAUCCUAAAAUGUGCACGAGAACAACAACGGCAGGCGAAACUUCUAAAUCAGAUGUCGUCGAGAUUGAGAUGUCAGUAUACAGCCGUGUUAUUGACGGAAGCAUAUAUAUCAUAUAUACGCAAAAAUUUAACUUUAAGACUUACAAGCUCCUUAAAUUUCAUUAACUUAAUUAUUUGAAUAUAUGCAGCAAUAUUCGUUUUUAAUUGGAACUAAACGAACAAUUAAAAAAGACCAAAUAAGUAAAUAACACUUAUUUAUGUAUUAAAAUAAAUGCUGUCGACAUUUUUAGUAAAUACCCACCAGUAAUUUUCUUGAUUAUUAUCGUAACAGCUAAUACUAAGUAAAUUCCAAAUGAAUGGAAGUAUGAAGAAUAUGAAGAAUUGUAAAAUAUUCAGUCCUACCGCUUAGGUAAUUGUGCCGUUUUAAUCGCAUCGUACUGGAUUGUAACUUGAAAUUAGAAAUUAGUUCGAGAAUAUGUUAAAGCCGAAUAAUGAGGGAUGUUUGUAACGAAAAUAAUACUGUAUUUUUUAUUACUUGUAAUCUUUAUGCAAAUUGUUAAUAAACCUGUAAUCAGCAUUAAUUGAAUAUUCUAAUUUAAAGCAUACAAGAUCUAAUAUGUCCCGAUAAAGAUAAGCGUAUAUAUAUUUUUUAAAAUUAACUUCUGACGAAUACCACAGGCUGGCACGGACUGAUAUCAUUGAUACACAAUAUAUUUGACAGAAUUGUGAAAAUAUAAGCACUAUACCAAAUAGAUUAAACACUAACUGCACUAGUUCUAUGGACUACUAAAACUAAAGAGGAGUUUACGUAGCUAUUGGCAGUUUCAUUUGUCGAAACGUGUGCGUUAAACCAACAGUUUACUAACAAUAUUAUAAAAUAUUAUUUGUAACACUUUGGUCCGCUAUUCUUCUUAUGGCUAUUUUAUUAAGUAUAUAGAAUUUAAAUUCUAUACGCAUAAAGCGAAUUCUGUAAGAUUGUAAAAUCAUAUAAUAAAGAUACAAACAU
This is a messenger RNA of Bactrocera oleae (olive fruit fly), 4057 nucleotides long. Lineage: Eukaryota; Metazoa; Arthropoda; Insecta; Diptera; Tephritidae. The record is from RefSeq and is a predicted model, not a curated record.